This is a messenger RNA of Electrophorus electricus (electric eel), 1697 nucleotides long. It is a transcript of the gene slc75a1, whose product is annotated as solute carrier family 75 member 1. The record is from RefSeq and is a predicted model, not a curated record. Gene Ontology annotation, cellular component: brush border membrane. Gene Ontology annotation, molecular function: transmembrane transporter activity. NCBI's taxonomy places the organism in Eukaryota, Metazoa, Chordata, Actinopteri, Gymnotiformes, Gymnotidae. Gene Ontology annotation, biological process: transmembrane transport.
AGGGGACCACGGUGACACAGGGCCGAAAUCCAUAGUUUGUAAAACAGGCAAAGGGUUCGAGUACAAAACACAGUCGCUACAAAGUCAGAGGAGGCAGAGAUUAAAUGAAAAAGGCAAGCACAGAAUUGAGACCGUUUGUGUCAGAUCGUAGAUGAGCACAGAUUGAAGAACAACGGCUUAAGGAGAUGCUUUAAGGGUCCCUACACAGCUUCUGACAUUUGAAGAGGCCCAUAAAGAGAAGAAUUAUGGCUGUGGAGAAGAAGCAUUUGGAGGAUGGCCACUCCACCAGAAUCAUCAGGGUGGUGUUCCUCGCCCUUCUGCUGGACCUGCUGGGGUUCACCUUAAUACUCCCCCUACUCCCCUCCAUCUUAGACCACUACAGUCAAAAAGAGGACGUUGUGUACCAGUCACUGCAAAGCAUUGUGGACUGGUUCAGAGGGGCUGUGGGAGUUCCUAUGGAAACAAAAUACAACAAUGUACUUUUUGGAGGACUGAUUGGCUCACUCUACUCUCUGCUGCAGUUUCUCUCCUCUCCUGUGUUUGGAGCUGCAUCAGAUCAUCAUGGGAGAAGACCACUGCUGCUUUUAACAACUGUGGGGGUGAUGAUCUCCUACAUUUUGUGGGCUGUUUCCCGCAGCUUCAGUGUUUUCCUCCUGUCUCGCGUUGUGGGAGGGGUGUGUAAGGGCAGUGUCAGCCUAUGUGCUGCUAUCAUUGCUGACCUGCCUUGCCCUAAAGCCAGAAACAAAGGAAUGGCGAUGAUUGGUGUUGCCUUCUCCUUGGGCUUUACCCUGGGCCCGAUAAUGGGGGCCUACUUUGCGCUGAGAUCAGCGGACGCUGAGUUGUUCUACCAAGGCCCAGCUCUGCUGGCAGUUCUCUUCUCCAUAGCAGACCUGAUGUUCAUCCUCCUCAUGCUACCAGAGACUUUGCACAAGGACAGCAAGGGCUCCUCAGAUUCUUCAGGUGUUCAGGUGGUGGGGGAUCUCCUCAACCCUGUGGCCCUUUUCAACUUCUCUGCAGUCACAAGAACAAAGGAGCCACCAUCAAAACAACAAAUGCACAGUCUUAAAGUGCUGGGGUUGGUCUACUUUGCCUACCUCUUCUUUUUCUCUGGGUUGGAGUUCACUCUGAGCUUCCUGACCCAUCAGCGCUUCCAGUUCUCCAGCAUGCAACAGGGAAAGAUGUACUUCUUCAUUGGCAUAGCCAUGGCUGCAUUUCAAGGUGGAUAUGCCCGCAGGAUCAAACCAAGCUGGCAGAUACAAACAGUCCGCAUGGCAAUAUUAUCAAUAAUUCCAGCCUUCCUGCUUAUAGCGGUAGCGUGGAACUUGGUAGUGCUCUAUGGCGGCCUAUUUUUGUAUUCCUUUGCAGCUGCCAUAGUUGUGCCAUGUCUUUCAGCACAGGUCUCUGGACACGGUACUGCCAGUCAGAAGGGCACGGUGAUGGGUAUUCUCCGCAGCCUCGGGGCGCUGGCCCGAGCGCUAGGUCCAGUUGUGGCCUCUUCAGUAUACUGGCUGGCUGGAGCUGAGACGUGUUUCGUUGUCAGUUCAGCCUUCUUCACUGUUCCAUUGCUCUUACUGGGCUGCCUGGAGAGGCGCAAAGAGGACUAAGAGCACUCAUGCUACUUCCAGUUAAAUCACUACUUUUUCUGUUCUAGAAUACCUUCUGGGAUGACUAACACAUUCUUUAUAUUAUAUAUAUAU